GUCAUUACAAAAAUAACCAAUAUAAUUUUUGGAUUGAAAGAAAGAAGAUAACAUGGAGGAAGAACAAAUAAGAGUCAUUAACAUAAUUGUUAUUGGAGUAAUCGUAUGGGGUGUGAGCUUUAUUCUCACCAGAAAAAUCUUCUCAAGUUACUCCUUCGACUUCUGCAACCGUCUUCUCUCAACAGUUCACGCGACAGUCGCUGUCACAUUGGCAACUCUCUCUGUUCAAGAUUGGUCUUGCCCUGUUUGUCCCCGUGCUUCUAAGCCAUCUCCCCAACAGAUGGAUACGAUGGCAUUUUCAUUAUCAUACAUGAUCUACGAUCUAAUAUGUUGUCAGUUCGAUCAAGUGAUAAGCAUUGACAAUGCUGUUCAUCAUUUUGUCAGCAUUCUUGGGUUUGUUGCUGGGCUUGCCUACCAAAAGUCUGGGUCUGAGAUCAUAGCUACACUGUGGAUAGCUGAGAUAUCAAGUCCUUUUUACCAUUUAAGGGAGAUUCUCAAAGAGAUUGGAUACAGAGACACCAGCCUCAACCUAGCAGCCGAUGUGUGUUUUGCUACUAUUUUCACAUUGGCAAGAAUUGUGUGUGGACCUUUUCUCGUUUACGUAAGUCUGACAGCAGAUAAUCCCAUCUUCAUCAAGGCAAUGGGAUCCGGAUUACAACUCGUGAGUAUAUUUUGGUUCUAUAAAAUCUUCGGGAUGAUGAGAUAUAAACUAUUUAAGAAGCCAAAGUUAAACAAAAAGGCUACUUAGGCAGAGAUACAUAAAAGUUGUUUCACACAAAUGUUUUCUUUCUUGUUUUGUAUUUAUUAAUUAUAUAUCAUCAAUGUAUUUUAAUUAAAAUGUAGCAGAUGCAAAAAGAAAGUUAAGAAAUCACAAAAUUAUAAAAAAAUAAUUUAUGAUAUCCUGAAACUUGG
Messenger RNA from Eruca vesicaria subsp. sativa (arugula), 912 nucleotides. Lineage: Eukaryota; Viridiplantae; Streptophyta; Magnoliopsida; Brassicales; Brassicaceae. The record is from the annotation of a GenBank genome assembly.